AGAUCAUUCAUUUCUAAUCAUCAAUAGAACAAUAUCACCCUUGGCUGUCCCGGUCACUUACUCGCGCCUACGACGAUGAUCUCGGUGAACGACGCUCUUCACAUAGUCCUUAAUGCCUCCAAGCGUCUUCCUCCGGUCACUGUACCUCUGGUUGAUGCUUUGGGCAAGGUUUUGGCCGAGGAUGUUCGGGCUCCAGACCCUUUGCCUCCUUACCCAGCUUCGGUGAAGGAUGGUUAUGCAGUGGUUGCUGCUGAUGGGCCGGGGGAAUAUCCGGUAAUUAUUGAAUCAAGAGCUGGGAACGAUGGUGUUGGUGUUACUGUGACUCCUGGCACCGUGGCUUAUGUGACAACUGGAGGUCCAAUACCUGAUGGUGCUGAUGCAGUUGUUCAGGUUGAGGAUACUGAAAAAGUUGAGAAUGCUUUGGAUGAGCCAAAGCGGGUGAGAAUAUUGGCAAAAACCGCCAAAGGCAAUGAUAUACGGCCAGUGGGUCUUGAUAUUCAGAAAGACACCAUAGUCUUGGCAUCUGGAGAAAGAUUAGGUGCUUCAGAGAUUGGGCUGCUUGCUACAGUUGGUGUGACAAUUGUGAAGGUGUAUCCUACUCCAACUGUUGCUGUGCUUUCUACAGGAGAUGAACUUGUAGAGCCAACUACUGGGAAUCUGAGCCGUGGUCAGAUUAGGGACUCUAAUCGUGCCAUGCUACUGGCAGCGGCGAUACAGCUUGAGUGCAAAGUUCUAGACCUUGGUAUUGCAAAGGAUGAUGAAGAAGGUCUGGGAAGGAUCUUGGAUGAUGCUUUUGCUUCUGGAAUUAAUAUUCUUCUAACUUCAGGUGGUGUUUCCAUGGGAGACAAAGAUUUUAUUAAGCCCUUGCUUGAGAAGAGGGGAAAAGUACAUUUCAGUAAGGUGUGUAUUAAACCAGGGAAACCAUUGACAUUUGCCGAGAUUGUCUUUGGAUCAGCCGAAAAUAAAAUUCUAGCUUUUGGGUUGCCUGGAAAUCCUGUCAGCUCUCUAGUGUGUUUCCAUCUCUUUGUAGUCCCUGUGAUACGCAGCCUUGCAGGAUGGACUAACCCUCAUCAUCUGAGUAUAAAAGCUCGGCUUCGUCAGCCAAUAAAGACAGACCUGGCUCGACCAGAAUAUCAUCGAGCUAUUGUUACAUGGACUGACAAUGAUGGGACUGGAAAUCCUGGCUUUGUGGCUGAGAGUACUGGUCAUCAGAUGAGCAGUCGAUUACUGAGUAUGAAGUCAGCUAAUGCAUUUUUGGAGUUGCCAGCAACAGGCAGUAUAAUUUCGGCUGGGAGCCUCGUAUCAGCUAUUGUAAUUUCUGAUCUAAAACCUGUGGCUCUCGGCUGGAAUAAUAUGCCAUCAAAUUCAAAUUUUGCUAUACCGGGAAAUAAAUCACAUAAAAUGAUUGUGGAUAGGCCAAGUGAUGCUGAAUUUAGAGUUGCUGUUCUUACAGUAAGUGACACUGUUGCUACAGGGGCUGGACCUGAUAGAAGUGGCCCCAGGGCAGUUUCUGUCAUUAAUUCCUCUUCAGAAAGGUUAGGGGGGGCGAGAGUAGUAGAAACAGCUGUGGUCCCAGAUGAAGUGGCAAAAAUCCAGAACAUUCUGAGGCAAUGGAGCGAUGUUGAAAAAAUGGAUCUUGUAAUCACUCUUGGUGGAACGGGUUUUACCAUGCGAGAUGUAACACCAGAAGCUACAAAACCGUUGAUUGAAAAAGAAACACCUGGUCUUUUGCAUGUAAUGAUGCAAGAGAGUUUAAAGGUGACCCCAUUUGCAAUGCUAUCACGCUCUGCAGCUGGAAUCAGAGGCUCGACAUUGAUCAUUAACAUGCCGGGAAAUCCAAAUGCUGUUGCUGAGUGUAUGGAAGCUUUAUUGCCGGCACUUAAGCAUGCUUUAAAGCAGCUCAGGGGAGACAAGAGAGAGAAAAAUCCUCGUCAUGUUCCACAUGCUGAUGCUGCUCCUACAGAUACUUGGGAACGGAGCUAUAAGUUGGCCAGUGAGGGAGGCUCUGAAUCAUCGUGUUCCUGUUGUAAAUAAAGUAAAAUAUGUACUGUAUCAUCUGCUCCUCUCCCUUUCAUUGUUUCCCUGUAUUCGUUUUUCCUUAUGGGGUUGGGGGUGAACCUGGUUUAAAUCUCUUGUAACGUGUCAAACCCCAAUAAUGGAGCCAUCUUCUUUCGCUA
This is a messenger RNA of Neltuma alba, 2177 nucleotides long. RefSeq names its product molybdopterin biosynthesis protein CNX1. Gene Ontology annotation, cellular component: cytoplasm; cytosol. The transcript has 13 exons. Lineage: Eukaryota; Viridiplantae; Streptophyta; Magnoliopsida; Fabales; Fabaceae. The record is from RefSeq and is a predicted model, not a curated record. Bases 76 to 2034 code for a protein of 652 amino acids. Gene Ontology annotation, molecular function: molybdopterin molybdotransferase activity. Gene Ontology annotation, biological process: Mo-molybdopterin cofactor biosynthetic process.